AUGGCACAGCCCCGACUCACCGACUUCUUCGCGCGCCGCCGCCCCGGGCUCCGCGCCGCGCCGCCGCGGGUCAAGCCGGUCUGGCGCACCCCAAGCCCCGCCAAGCCCGCGCCCGGCGCCCCGGCCCGCACCCCGGGCGGCAGCCGCAACCGCAAGCGUGCCCGCCCGCCCGCCGAGCCCGCGCGCGACCACCCUGCGCCGCCCGCGCGCCGGAGGCUGCGGCUGCCGGCCGACACGGUCUCGGAUCCCGCUGACCCGGCUGACCUGACUGCCCCAGCUGCCCCCGCCGACCUGGCUGACCCCACUGUCUGUGCUGCCCCUGCUGCCCCCGCUGCCCCCGCUGCCCCCGUUGAUCCGGCUGCCCCCGCUGUCCCCAGCUCCCCAGAGCAGGCCCCUCUCUCAGCAGGUCUACAGCCCUGCCUGGCUGCUCAGGAGAAGGCUUCCUCAAAAGUCACUUUUUCUGAGCUCAAGUCGUGCCUACAGCGGGCACGGGAGCUAGGGGCCCGGGCCCAGGAGCUGAGGGCAAGUGCCCAGAGGAAGGAUGCUGGGGAACCCAGCGUGCCCGAGGACCAGGGGCACCCAGCAGGGCCAUGUGGACAGAAGGCCCCUGCCUACCAGCGCUUCCAUGCCCUGGCCCAGCCAGGGCCCCCGAGCCUCGUGCUUCCUUACAAGUACCAGGUGCUGGCGGAGAUGUUCCGCAGCAUGGACACCAUCGUAGGCAUGCUCUACAACCGCUCCGAGACCGUAACCUUUGCCAAAGUCAAGCAGGGUGUCCAGGACAUGAUGCGCAAGCGCUUUGAGGAGCGCAAUGUUGGUCAGAUCAGAACUGUGUACCCUGCUUCCUACCGCUUCCGCCAGGAGCGCAAUGUCCCCACCUUCAAGGACGGCGUUAAGAGGUCUGAUUACCAGCUUACCAUCGAGCCGCUGCUGGACCAGGAGGCUGGCAGCGCGGCGCCCCAGCUCACGGCCUCGCACCUCCUGCAGCGCCGGCAGGUCUUCAGCCAGAAUCUGGUGGAGCGCGUCCGUGAGCACCACAGGGCCUUCCUGGCCUCCCUGAACCCUCCUAUGGUGGUGCCCGAGGACCAGCUCACACGCUGGCACCCACGCUUCAACGUGGAUGAGGUGCCUGACAUCGAGCCGGCCGAGCUGCCCCAGCCGCCCACCACGGAGAAGCUGGCCACCGCCCAGGAGGUGCUGGCCCGUGCCUGCAGCCUCCUGUCGCCCAGGAUGGAAAAGGCCCUGAGUGACCUGGCUUUGCGUACGGCUCAGCCCAGCAGCCCUGGGUCCCCCAGCCCUGCCCUGCUGGCCGCCCCACCGGCCGCCCCGCCUGCGGCCCUGAGGGGGUUGUCCCAGGACUUGCUGGAGAGGAUCCGGUGCAAGGAGAAACGGAAGCAGCUGGCCCAGAUGACGCGGCGGCCAGAGCAGGAGAUGCGCCUGCAGAGGCUGGAGCGGCUGCCCGAACUGGCCCGUGUGCUGCGCGGCGUCUUCGUGUCCACGCGGAAGCCAGCGCUCACCAUGGAGGUGGCCUGCAGCAGGAUGCUCGGCAGCUAUCCUGCAGCCAUGAGCCCCGGGGAGAUGGAGCAGCACGUGCGGCUCCUCUCCGAGCUGCUGCCCGACUGGCUCAGCCUCCACCACAUCCGCACGGACACCUACGUCAAGCUGGACAAGGCUGCUGACCUGGCAGAGGUCAUCACACGGCUGGCCCGCCUUGCCCGCGCGGAGGCGGCGCUGUGAGCGCCUCGCAGACAUGGGCUUCCAGUCCCUGGCCCGGCCCGCUGUGUCUGUUUUACUCCCUUUAGGAACACCAUGCACUUUUCCCCCUUCUGAACUCCCCACCAGGCUCUCUGGGCAGUAGGC
Neomonachus schauinslandi (Hawaiian monk seal) is the source of this 1857-nucleotide messenger RNA. RefSeq names its product chromatin licensing and DNA replication factor 1 (gene CDT1). The transcript is spliced from 11 exons. Gene Ontology annotation, molecular function: DNA polymerase binding; DNA binding. Gene Ontology annotation, cellular component: nucleus. Lineage: Eukaryota; Metazoa; Chordata; Mammalia; Carnivora; Phocidae. The coding region runs from base 1 to 1734 and encodes 577 amino acids. The record is from RefSeq and is a predicted model, not a curated record. Gene Ontology annotation, biological process: DNA replication checkpoint signaling; DNA replication preinitiation complex assembly; mitotic cell cycle.